Molecule: messenger RNA, 923 nt
Organism: Photinus pyralis (common eastern firefly)
Lineage: Eukaryota; Metazoa; Arthropoda; Insecta; Coleoptera; Lampyridae
Product: acylphosphatase-2-like
Exons: 5
Coding region: 459-848 (129 amino acids)
Molecular function (GO): acylphosphatase activity
Source: RefSeq, a predicted model, not a curated record
UCCAUAUCGUUGACAAAUGGACCUACAGUAGACGUCCAUUGUACAAAUUCUGUGUAUACGCGUACGUUAUUACUACUUAUGUUGGUUGUAUGUACAUACAGUGGACGUUUAAUGUACGUCUGUGGGCUACGUUGAUGGACGUGCAAAAUAAAGAUAUGCGUUAUUACACUGUUGGACACAGAUGGUCGUGUAAUUUAUAACUGUUGCGAUUUUGUGGUUACGGACAGACUAAGGCAUCUUUCGCCCACGUUUCGCUACGGCACUGCUUUUAUAUUAACCAAAAAAGUAGCACAAGAGCAGCAAACUUGUUUAUAUAUAUAAAUAAGUACGUUUGGUUGCAUUAGUCAUUAAACCUCACUGGUUCCCGCGAGUGAAAGGUAAUUUAACUUAUUGCUUUACAAAAGCCUUAUGAAUAACUUGGUAUUCAAAAUAUACAUACUUGAAGUUUCACGACAUCUAUGAUUUCGACUAAGUUACUUUUAGCAGCUGUUUUUGGCGUGUUCUUAGCGGUGCAAACUUUUGACAACUUCACAAUUUUUUCAAAUUCAAAUAUGUCCGCAAAGAAACUACUUUCGGUUGAAUUUGAAGUAUUCGGACGAGUACAAGGUGUUUUCUUUCGAAAGUUCACUCAGCAAGAAGCGAAAAAGUUGGGAUUAAAGGGAUGGUGUAUGAAUACCGAGAGCGGGACUGUUCAGGGUGUUAUGGAAGGAAAUGACGAUAAGAUAAAUGAGAUGAAGAAAUGGUUGGAGACUAUUGGUAGUCCAUUAUCAAAAAUUGAAAAAACUGAUUUCAGAAACCAAAAGGAAAUUACUGAGCUUACUUUCAGCAAUUUUUCAGUUAAACGAUAAUUAUAACUAUAAACAUUCUAUUUAUUGCCAUUGUGACGUUAUAUUUAUAUCAUGCAUUACAGUAUUUGUAGUUUA